Molecule: messenger RNA, 1863 nt
Organism: Oldenlandia corymbosa var. corymbosa
Lineage: Eukaryota; Viridiplantae; Streptophyta; Magnoliopsida; Gentianales; Rubiaceae
Source: the annotation of a GenBank genome assembly
AUGAGAAAGUACCUCAUUGUUUUUGAUGGUUUGUGGGAUUUUGAGUCUUGGAAGUAUAUUUUGAGUUUCCUUCCAAACGAUGAAGUAGGAAGCCGGAUACUGAUAACUAGUCGUGCAAUGAUGGAAUUGCCCACCAGCACAGGUACGCAUAUUCCUUAUAACCACCAUUGUUUUCGUAUGAGCAUUCUAAAUGAAAAUCAAAGCUGGGAAUUAUUGGAAAGGAAACUGUUUGGAAAACAAAGUUGCCCUGUUGAAUUGGUGGAAGUCGGAAAGCAAAUUGCUAGGCAAUGUGGAGGACUACCCUUAGCAAUUGUUCUUAUUGUUGGUACUAUCCUCAACAACCCAAACCCAGAGUCACAGGACUCCUGGCUGUGUGUCAUGGACGACAUAACAUCAAUCGUAUUUGCUAACCCAGAGUCGUGUCUAGACAUCAUUGGUUUAAGUUACAAGUACUUGCCCCCUCACCUCAAAGCCUGUUUUCUUCUAAUGGGUGGGGCUUUCCCUGCACAAUGUGAGAUUGAUGUUGAAAAACUAAGCAAUUUAUGGAGGGCCGAGGGUUUUUUAGAUGCCGUUCACAACCUGCCAGAGAUAAUCUUAAAAGAACUUAUGCACAGGAGUUUAGUUUCAGUUGGCAGGAUAAGUUUUGUUGGUAAAAUCAAAACAUGUACCCUUCAUGAUCUUGUGCGACAGUUAUGCUUGAGAGAAGCUCAAAAAGAAAAUUUCUUGCAUGUUAUAGAAGGAAAUGCUAAUGGCGUUGGAAAUGCCCCAGCUUUAGAAAAUCAGCACCAUCUUAUAUUCAACAUAGAACAUUGUGAUAACUGCAUUCAAAUGUUGCCUCCACUUCCUCAUCUCCAAUCUUUUAUAUGGCUUUCUCUUGGAUCCGGUUUUAUACCAGGUAUGGUAGGUCUCAUAUUAUCUGGUUUUAAAUGGUUAAGAGUGUUAGAUAUAUAUUUUUUGCCUUUCGACACCUUCCCUAGACAAAUCCUGAACUUGGUAAAUUUAAGAUAUCUUGCACUCAAUGUGACAUAUGUGCUUGAUAAGUCAGUAUCUAAGCUUCACAAACUUGAGACCUUGCUGGUCUAUGGUCCCUGGAGCCAUAGUGGAAAUGAGGGAACCCCGACUCUAUUUUUGGAUAUUUCAAAAAUGCGAUGCUUGUUGCAUGUUUACACUUGGGUACCGAGUAUUUUAAGAGGUAAUGAUUUCCAAGCACUCCAUCUUAACCUUACGGAUUUAUCCAAAAUAACAUUGCAUAGCUCAUGGCUGUUGUUCGGGUGCUCACCAAAUCUUAAGAAACUCGGAGUUUUUGAAACCAAUGAAGAUUACCGGACUGGUAGAGUGUUGAGAUGCUUCUCGGACAGGGGGUUUCAAAGAUUGAAUCAACUAGAUUCACUGAAGUGUUCUUUUUACAAAGGGAAGACGGAAGCAAGAAGUUUAAAUUUGAGUGCUUUACCAGCCACUCUCAAAAAGUUGACAUUGACAGGGAGUUGUUUAUCUUGGGACCAAAUGAAGCUUCUUGCGGGGUUACCCAAUCUGGAGACUUUAAAGCUGAAAAAUGAGGCUUUUAUAGGUCCAGAAUGGGUGCAAACUGAUGAGGUAUUUCCUCCGCUGAAGCAAUUAUUGAUUGACAAUGCAGUUCUAAUGAUGUGGCAAACUGGAAACGAUGAUGAGCACUUUCCACGCCUUGAGCGGCUGGUUCUGAGUUACUGCAAGUUUCUUCAGGAGAUCCCUUUGGGCAGUGGGCAAUUCAGUGCUCUUGGGUCAAUUGAGCUGCACCAUUGUUGUGAAUCAGUUGAGAAAUCAGCCCGAGAAUACGAGGAAUAUUAUGGCAGCCCUAGUAUCAGUAGUCGGAUUGGCAAUCAGUAG